Micromonas pusilla CCMP1545 is the source of this 1197-nucleotide messenger RNA. Its product is annotated as H+-or Na+-translocating f-type, v-type and A-type ATPase superfamily. The transcript has a single exon. Bases 1 to 1125 code for a protein of 374 amino acids. Lineage: Eukaryota; Viridiplantae; Chlorophyta; Mamiellophyceae; Mamiellales; Mamiellaceae. Gene Ontology annotation, molecular function: ATP binding; proton-transporting ATP synthase activity, rotational mechanism; ADP binding. Gene Ontology annotation, biological process: proton motive force-driven ATP synthesis. The record is from RefSeq and is a predicted model, not a curated record.
AUGGAACGGCCCUUAGCGGAGAACGGCGUCAUGGAACACGUCACCGUGGUGUCGUGCUCCCCGAACGCGAGCAUGGCGGAGCGGUACGCGGCCACGUGCGCGGCGUUCGCGGUCGCGGAGGGCGCGCGCGCGGAGGGCCAGGACGUCUUGCUCGUCCUCGACGAUUUCACCGGGCUGAUCGGGUUCACCGUGGACAUGGCGAAGCUCUCGCCGCAGCUCGAGAACAGCGCGCCGACGGAGGAGGACGGCGUGGAGAGGAUGGUGGAGUACGAGGGGAUGAUCAUCAACGCGCUGCUCGCGGAGAGGAGAAGGUUCUUGGGGAUGACGCUGCAGAGGUGCGCGCGUCUCAACGAUAAGAAUGGAGGCGGAUCGCUCUCGUUGAUCGGAUGCAUGUGGCACCAAAAAGGCGCGUACAAGGGCAGGAAAGGGUCGAAGAAGGAUUCCGGGGAUCUCGCCGCGGAGGCUGCGCUCCCGAGCGGGUUCGACGAGAUGAGCGACGAGAUGAAAGCGAAGAUCACCGCGGCGCUGGAGAAGAAAAAGAAGGCGGCAGAGGCGGCGGCGGCGGCGGAGGCCAAGAAGGACGCCGCGAUGGCCGCGGUCGCGGCGGCGAACGAGAAGUUUAUCCAACCGCGGUCGCUCGUCGAGGAGUUCAUGAGCAUCACGGACGGUCAGGUGAUGGUGGACUCGUACUCUCCGAAAAACGGCUGGGUCAUCAGCGUUAAAGAUUCAGUGUCGCGCAUCGGCACCCCCGGCGCGGCGGCGCCGUUGAAAUCGCUCGACAUGAUGCAAAUACGUCUGGACGUCAUGCAAGCGGACGACAUGGUCGCGUUCGGAAACGAGGGCGACGAGAAGGACUACAUGGGGUCGCGAUCGCAGUCGAUCCGCGGGGUGUUACGACAAACCCCAGGGGAACCGUCAACGCUGUCGGAGACCGUCGUCGGGGUGUAUGGGUUACAGCGCGGGCACGUGAAAAACAUGAACGCGGACGCCGCCGCCGCGCUGACGAAAAAGGCGGUGGAGAAAGCGCGCGAGACGAUCCCGGAGGUGAUGGCCGCGAUCGAUGCCGCGCCGGGGACGGCGCUCACCGCGGAGGUGGAGGCGAAGCUGAAGACGUUGUACGAGUGAAGCCGCGUCGAAGAGCGAGGAUCGGGAGUAGAUGACAACAAAACGAAAAAAUAAACUCAAUUCAGAAGAAGG